AUGCCUGUCUUUAGUAGUAGUAAGAAGAAAUCCGAUGAAUAUUGUUGUAAAAUAUAUACGAUGGACGCUGAAUUACAAUUUACUAUCGAAGCGACAGCAAAAGGUCAUACACUAUUUUCACUUGUUUGCCAAACAAUUGGCCUUCGAGAACAUUGGUAUUUCGGUUUGAAAUUCCUUGAUAAAUUGACUAAUGAAUGGACAUGGUUACACAUGAAUCGAACUAUAACUUCUCAACCAAUACAAAUCCAGUCAAAUCCAAUCUCAUCUAGAAGACCUGAAUCGCCAAGUGCAACAGACAAUGUUAAGCCUCAUCUACUUCGUUCUCCACCUACGUCUCCGUCCAUGUCAACCAUAAGUCUUCCGUCGUCAUCAACUAGCGGUGCUCAUCCAUGUGCAAAUGUUUUAGAACUAUAUUUUGUUGUGAAAUUUUAUCCCGAAGAAAUUACAAAUGAACUUAUACAAGAUAUAACCCGGCAUCUUUUCUAUCUUCAAGUUAAACAAGAUAUUCUCAAUAUGGAUAUUUAUUGCCCACCGGAUGCAGCUGCACAUCUCGCAUCACUUGCACUUCAAGCCAAAUUCGGUGAUUAUGAUCAAUUAAGUUCAUCAUCGGAAUCGUUGAACUUAGAAAGUGAAGCUUUAUUACCAUUGUCCUGUUUUCAAAAAGUUGAAUUAACUCGUGCGGAUUGGUUUGCUCGGAUAGUUGCGCUAUGGCGUACACAUACAUCAUUAACACGUGAAGAUUCUGAAAUGGCUUAUUUGAAACACGCACAAGAUUUAGAUAUGUUUGGUUUAUCAUUUUUUGAGAUAUCAAAAAUGCAAGGAGCCAAUAAGUCAAGUCCGUCGUCACAGCAGCAAUCAGAUCAGUCGUCUAUUGCUGCGGAUCUCUGGCUUGGCAUAGACUCAUUGGGAAUUCGUUUCUAUAAAAAAAAUAAACUACGACCGGAAGUAUUUUUCUCGUGGUCUGAUAUUAAAUCAGUUGCAGCUCAUGAUAAAAAAGUUAUUUUAAAUAUGUCUGGUGAGAAAAGUGCAGCAUUUGCGUUCUAUGCUGCUAAAUCAUCUGUAAGCAAAGAGAUACUCGAUCUAGCCACUGGUAAUCAUGAGCUGUAUAUGAAACGCCGACGAGAACAAACAAUUGAAAUCCAACAGAUGAGAUAUUUUGAAGAGCAACAACAAAAAGAAAAGCAUCGUAUAGUUACACGAGAACGUCAAUUGCGUUUACAAGCUGAAAAAGAGCGUGACGAAAUAGAACGAAAAUUUAAUGAUUAUCAACGGCAAAUGAAAGAAAUUCAUGAUACAUUGCUCAAAUAUCAAGAAGCAGCUGAAUUACUAGCACGUAAAGCCCAUAUAAGUAACGAAGAGGCUCGAUUACAAGCUGAAAAAGCACUUGCAAUUGAAACUCAACUGGAGCGAUGUAAAUAUGAAAUCAGUCGAAAUGAAGAAGAAAAACGACUUUAUGCUCGUCAAAUCAGUGAAUGUGAACAAAUUAUUUCAACACUAGUAAAUGAUUCCGUAAAAAGUAAUUCUGCGUACAUUUCAUGUCGUUGUGGCGAACUUUCUCUUCUUUCAUCAACUAUUGAAAAACGUCGUAAAGAAGCAGAAGAACUAAAAAUUGAAGUUGCAAAAUGGCGUGUCGCUGAAGCAGCUGCGAGAGAAAAACUACUUUCUAUAACGCAAUUGAAUCAAUCCAUAGCUGUUAUAAAUGCUGCCACACAAGCACAACAGAAUCUUGUUCAAACCUCAUCACCAAGAGCAUUAUCUCCGCCGCCAUACCGGCCGACUCUUCGAAACCAGGAAUUAAAUCAAACUGAUGAACGCGCCUUUUUAAUUGAAAAACAAUCUAAACAAGCACAAUUAGCCUUACAAUUGCAAGACCUAAAAAAUGUUAUUCAAUCGAAAAAAAUAGAAGAAAAACAAACAUUUUUAGAUAAAGCUUACGAAGAAAAUUUGGCCGUUGGAGAUAAUAAAUAUUCCACGAUACAAAAAGCAAGUUCGGGUACUGCUUCAAAACGUAUGGCGAUGUUGCAAGAUUUGUAA
Messenger RNA from Rotaria socialis, 2034 nucleotides. NCBI's taxonomy places the organism in Eukaryota, Metazoa, Rotifera, Eurotatoria, Philodinida, Philodinidae. The record is from the annotation of a GenBank genome assembly.